ACAGGGAAGCCUGCUCCUUAGGUUCCAGGGAGUAAUAGUCGUUUGACUCCAUCUGAUCUGAAAUUUCAGGAGAAACCCAAUUAAAGGAAAAAUAUGACUGAGGGCGAGGUCAGACAACUGCUCCCCCUCCUUUAAAACAUUUAGUCGACAUUUGCCAAUUCAUUUGCUGUCCCCUAGAGAAUCCAUGCGUGUGUAUGCUGUGUAUGAUUUGGUAUUCAAUCUUUCGGUCUUUCCGACUUUUAGUGGCCCCAUUUGGGUUUCUCUUGGCAAGGAUACUGGACCAGUUUAUCAUUUCCUUCUCCAGCUCAUUUUAUUGAUAAAGAAACUGAGGCAAACGGGGUUUCGGGACUUGAACAGUUCGCAAGUGUCUGAGGAUGGGUUUGAACUUAGAUCUUCCCAACUCUAUCCACUGCACCACCUAGUUGCCCUCUUGUAUGUGAUAGAUGAGAGGGCCUGCAUCUUUCCUGACUCCAUCCUAUUCUAAGAAUGUAGGAUUGUUUUUGUGAAUUUGUGGAACUAUCAAGAACUUUUGGUCAAGAGUCAGGAAAUCUGGUGAAGUAUGCGAGACUUAACUGCACAAGUAACCAGCAGUGUGCUGCGGUUUCCAGAAGUGACUAUUCAAGCCCUUGGAGAAGAUGAAAUAACACUAGAGUCUGUACUUCGGGGACGUUUUACUGGAGGAAGGAAUGGAUUAGCUUGCCUGGCUUGUGGUCCACAACUUGAAGUAGUAAACUCUAUUACUGGAGAGCGGUUGUCUGCGUAUAGAUUUAGUGGAAUAAAUGAACAGCCUCCCACUGUCCUUGCAGUGAAAGAAUUCUCUUGGCAGAAAAGAACUGGAUUGUUAAUUGGUUUGGAAGAAACAGAAGGGAGUGUUCUCUGUCUUUAUGACCUUGGAAUUUCAAGAGUAGUUAAAGCAGUUGUACUUCCUGGAAGGGUAACUGCCAUUGAACCAAUAAUUAAUCAUGGAGGAGCUAGUGCAAGUACUCAGCAUUUGCACCAGAGUCUUCGAUGGCUUUUUGGUGUGGCAGCUGUGGUUACUGAUGUUGGACAGGUCCUUCUCAUUGAUCUGUGUUUGGAUGAUUUGUCUUGCAGUCAAAAUGAGAUAGAAGCAUCAGAUCUUGAAGUUGUAACUGGCAUCCCAGCUGAAGUGCCACACAUCAGAGAAGGUGUGACUCGAGAGGGAAGACAUCUCUGUUUCCAGUUACUAAGCCCAUCAGGAACAGCCAUUUCAACCCUUACCUAUAUAAGCAGAACCAACCAGCUUGCUGCAGGUUUUUCUGAUGGCUGUCUAGCCCUUUGGAACAUGAAAACUUUGAAAAGGGAGUAUUAUGCCCAGUUAGAAGGAGGAAGAGUACCUGUUUAUGCUGUUACUUUCCAAGAACCUGAAAAUGAUCCUCGAAAUUGUUGCUAUUUAUGGGCUGUUCAGUCUACACAAGAUAGUGAAGGAGACGUUUUGAGUUUACAUCUUCUUCAGCUGGCCUUUGGUGAUAGAAAGUGCUUGGCAUCAGGACAAAUCCUUUAUGAGGGAUUAGAAUACUGUGAAGAGAGAUACAGCCUAGAUCUUACAGGUGGUAUAUCUCCUUUGAGAGGUCAGACUAGCAACACCAAACUUUUGGGAUGCCAGAGCAUAGAGAAAUUUCGAAGCCACGUCGACAGGGAGGAAGGCGUAAAUGAAGUUCUGUCUCCUGACACCAGUGUUUCAGUCUUUAGCUGGCAGGUGAAUACAUAUGGACAAGGAAAGCCAUCUACAUAUUUAGGUCUUUUUGAUAUAAAUCGUUGGUAUCAUGCACAAAUGCCAGAUUCUUUAAGGCCAGGAGAAUUUCUUCAUAAUUGCUCUUAUUUUGCACUGUGGUCAUUGGAUUCUGUAGUGAGUAAGACUUCUCCAAAUUGCAUCUUGGAUAUAUUGGUACAUGAAAGAAGUUUGAAUCGUGGUGUUCCUCCUUCAUAUCCACCACCUGAGCAGUUUUUUAAUCCCAGUACUUAUAAUUUUGAUGCUACUUGCUUGUUAAACUCAGGAGUUGUUCACUUGACUUGCACUGGCUUUCAAAAGGAGACCUUGACUUUUUUAAAGAAAUCAGGAUCUUCUUUGAGUGAAGCCAUUCCUGAUGGUUAUAACAGAUGUCUUGUGGCUGGACUCCUUUCUCCAAGACUUAUUGACAUACAGCCUUCCAGCUUAAGUCAGGAAGAACAGUUAGAAGCUAUAUUGUCAGCAGCUGUUCACACAAGUUCCUUAGGACUCCUAACUGGAUGCAUUAGAAGAUGGACAACAGAAGAACAACCAAGCUCUGCUGCUAAUUUGCGGUUUGUUCUUGAGUGGACGUGGAAUAAAGUAAUAUUUACAAAAGAAGAAUUUGAUCGAAUAUGUACUUCAUUAUUUGAUGGUUCUUGUCAUUUUAUUGAUCCACAAACUAUCCAGUCUCUUCAGCAGUGUCAGUUGCUUCUUAACAACCUUAGCACCGUCUUAAACUGCUUUUUAGCAGAGGCUCAAGAGCUCACUGAAAGAGGUCUGGUGGACUUAACCAAUAAGCAAAUGGUUACUAACCUUAUCUCUCAAUAUGCACAAGUGGUUCUUUGGUUUUCUCGUGCUGGUCUCUUACCAGAGGGUUUAGAUGAUCCUAUGCAGUUGUCAAGAUUAUGGUACAACUAUCCUGUAAUUCAGAGCUACUACACCAGUCGGCGACAGAAGCUUCAGCGUCUGGCAAGAGGGAAGUGGAACUCUGACUGUUUGAUGAUUGAUGGAAUGCUUUCCCAAUUAGGAGAUCGAAUUGAGAAGUUGUGGCAACGGGAUGAAGGAGGCACGGGAAAAUAUCCUCCUGCUAGUCUACACGCACUUCUUGAUGUGUACUUAUUGGAAAACAUUGAUGAAACAAAUAAACAUGCUAUUACCAUUUAUUUGCUGCUUGAUAUUAUAUAUUCUUUUCCAAAUAAAACAGAUACUUCAAUUGAAUCUUUUCCAACUGCCUUUGCAAUCCCUUGGGGUCUGGUUAAACUUAUUCAAGGUUUUUGGCUUAUAGAUCAUAAUGACUAUGAGAGUGCUUUGGAUCUCUUAUUUCAUCCAGCUACAAUAAAGUCUAUGACAUGGCAACAUACAAAGAUUAUUCAGGCUUUCAUGUGCCAAGGGGAACAUAGACUAGCCCUUAGAUACAUUCAAACAAUGAAACCAUCUGUGUCGAGCAGCAGUGAGGUUAUGCUUCAUCUCACUGUUUUGCUUUUUAAUAGGUGUAUGGUUGAGGCUUGGAGUCUCUUGCGGCAACAUUCAAACAGGUUAAAUGUGGAGGAAUUACUUAAACACAUGUAUGAAGCCUGCCAGGAAAUGGGCUUAAUGGAAGAUUUGCUGAAAUUACCAUUCACAGACACAGAACAAGAAUGUUUAGUGAAAUUUUUGCAGUCCAAUGCUGGUGUUCAGAAUCAUGAAUUACUCUUAGUUCACCAUUUACAACGUGCCAAUUAUAUACCUGCAUUGCAGCUGAAUCAAUCUCUGAAGGUUAAUUUCAUGAAUGAUCGUGAUCCUCGUUUGAGGGAAAGGUCAGUUGCCAGAAAUUCCAUUUUAGAUCAGUAUGGGAAGAUACUUCCUAGAGUACAGCGAAAGUUAGCCAUGGAACGAGCUAAACCCUAUCAUUUGUCAUCUUCAGUUUUUCGAGAAGUUUCUAGGCCCAAACCACUAUCUACUGUUGCAAAACAAACUACAGCAGGGACUAUAUUAACACGAGCAGCUUUCAUCAAUAAUGUAUUAUCGAAAAUUGGAGAGGUUUGGGUUGGGAAUGAAUUGAAAAAUAAUUUAUCCCCUUACAAUAGCCCUAAAAUUGAAGAAACUUCUCCUGUAGUAUACUCUCUCCCAGAUACAGAAUUGCCUGAUGCAUUUGUUGGAACACCAAUUACAAAAGCAUCAGAAAAAAUUUCUAGACUAUUGGAUUUGGUUGUUCGUCCUAUUCCUCAGCCCUCUCCUAAUUUGGAAUAUAAUCAGCUUACUCCAGCGAGACCUAUGGUAUAUAUAACAUCUGAUUCGUUGCCAUCAACCUCACAGCUAACUGGGUUACCCGAGAACUUUGGAAGAGCAUCUGAAUUAACUUUGCUUGAAACACCUCUUGUGGUAAAGAGAGCUAAAGCUUUGGCUUCAUCUAUUUCUGCUGCUGGAUUUCCUGAGUUUACUCCUCAUUCCAUCUUAAGAUCUAGUCUUCGUACAACACCUUUAGCAUCUCCUUCUGGAUCCCCUGGAAGAUCUGUAACCCCUACUCCACGUGCAAAAGAAACUAGGAUCUCCUUCAUGGAAGAAGAUGUAACUACAAAAUGGAAUACUGGAGUAAGUUUGGUGGAGGUUACAGAAGACAAUAAAGCAAAAUUGUUUGUACCCUCACCUUUGCAUAAAUGUGGAGUUCAUUCAGAGACUGUGUGGCUGACGAGCAAAAAUAAGACUUCACCUUUGGUCCCUAGUGGACAAAAAGAGGAUCAAGAAGAGACGAUUGAAUUAACAGAGAAUUCACCCAUAGAAAACACAGAGAAAAUAGAAAUGACUACCGAGAACAGCAGUUUUCCCCAGACCACUUUGGGGUAUGAGGUUGCUCCAUUGCCAGAUGACAUUGAAGAUGAAGAUGAUGAUGAUGAUGAUAAUAAUGAUGAUGAUGAUGAUGAUGAAGAAGAAGAUGAUGAUGAUGAUGAUGAAGAUGAAGAAGAAGAUGAUGAUGAUGAUGGUGAUGAUGAUGAUGUUAUUUUCAUUUUUUCUAAGCCAGCAAACAAUUCAGCUAACUUAACUGGUAAUUUGGAAAUACAGAAGGAAGAGGAUGACAAAGAAGGUACUGGGCCAACAGAACUAUCUUCAGAGACAGAAGAGCAAAUUGGUGUUUUGAAAGAGGAUGAAAACAAAUUGGUCUCAGUUUCAGUAGCUGAAAUUUCAGAAUUAAAUCCCCCAAGCUUUGUUCAAGUUUCUGAAUCUUCACCUUGUGCCUUAUCAGAGCAGGAAAGGGAAAUCUUCACCCAGGAGCCCAAGUUGCCACUUUUGGAUGAAAAACAAUUAUCUGAUGAAAUAUGUACUACUACAGUUGGAAUAGCAGGAGCAAAUAAUGAAUCUGUGAUGAGUGUUCUGCAUGUCAGUGAAAGUUCUGGGCCUGUUACUUCUGAAAUUCCUACAACCAACAUCUUUGAAAAUACAUUCAAACAAGAAAUAGCCUUAGAUUUAAAGGAAGAUUAUGAAAUAGAGGUUGAUGCACCGAAAGAAAAUGCUAAUUUACCAGAAGAAAAACCAUCAGUUUCUGACAGUUCUGACAGUGAAUCUCAAGAAAUUCAUGUGAUUGAACAUGAAAAAGUUGAAACCAUGACAUCAGGAGAAGAGACUGGGACUCUUUCAUUGAAUGAGUUGUAUCCUUCAAGAACUUUAAACCUUCAAUAUAACUUUGAUACCAUUGAACAACAGUUCACUUGUGGCUUACCUGAUAAUAAAGACUCUGCUGAGUGUGAUAUGGCUGAAGUGGAUGGAGAGCUUUUUGUGGCUCAGAGCAACUUUACCUUGAUAUUGGAAGGUGAAGAAGGAGAAGUUGAAACAGGAGAUUGUGUCACAUCUGAUGUGUCAGCUAAUACAGCAGCUGAGAAAGAAAAUGACAGUGAUAAACAUGGGCAUGUUGAAGGUUUGGCAUCUGUCAGGAUAAAUGAUCAAGAGUCCCAAAAUGAUGUGGAGACAUUACCCUAUGUGCCAGAACCAAUUAAAGUAGCUAUUGCUGAAAAUUUACUAGAUGUCAUUAAAGACACAAGGAGUAAAGAAUUUGCUUCAGAUGCAGUGGAACAAACUAUCCUUGAAACCAUGCCUUUAAUAACUCAAAAGGUAAUGCGUUCUACCAAAACAGAAAAGGAAACAAGUCUAGUAGAGUUAGAUAGCCAAGGCAUUGACAUGAUACCUUCCAGAACACGAACAAGAGGACAGAGCAUCAAAAAUCUUAAGUCCAGAUCAAUACCUGAGGAAAAAUCUGCAGACAUUCCAACACCUGAAAUACUAGAACUUUCUGCUAUAAAAAGAAGUACCAGAAAAACAAAAGAAAAAUCUGAGAUAUCUGAAAGUGCCUUUGCUGAAAUUGAAGCAGAUUCUCAGAAAAUAUCCCAGGAUUCUGUUACUCCUAGGAGAGGAAGGAAAAAAAAUGUUAAACUGGAUACAUUAAAAAUUGCUAUUGAACAGGAAUUACAAGACUCCACAACUUCCCGGAGAGAAUUAAGGAUGAAAUCGUCUCAACUUUCUGAAUCAUCAAAUGAGGAAACUCCCUAUAGUAAAGAAGCUGCUGUUACAAGAAGAACUUUGAGAAGAACAAAAAAAUCUGUAGAGGAGCCAGAAAGUAGUGAAUUAUUAAAUGACGAGAAAGCUAAAUUAGUAGUCAGUCCUGGCAGAAGUAGGAAGAAAUUGAGAAGCAUUGAUUUGGAACUCUCUGAAAAUGUUGGUCCUAAUCAAGAUGAUGCAUCUAAUGAAGAGAAGCACCCUGUCCAACAGAGUGGGAGAAGCAGAAGGAGAAUGAAUAACACCUCAUUAUCUCCAGAGCGCUCUAAACUUGAUUUAUCUGAAUUGACUUUUGAAACAGAGUUCAAGACACCAGCUACACCUAAGAAAAGGGGCAGACCAAAAAGAGUAAAUCCAUCAGAGGAUAAAGAUAUUCAAGAAAUUAGUACUGAGAUGAAACAAACUCCUCUUACCCCAAGAAGAUCUACAAGAAUUACCUCAAGUAAAACUGGUAAUAAUAAUCUAGGAAAAUUACCUUUAGAAAAUAAUCCUUUAUCACCAAAUGAAGGACCGAAUACACCACUGAGUUCUAAGAAAAAGUUGACAAAAGUGACUGAAAAUCAAAGGAGAAAAAAUAAACUUCCUUCAAUAUCAGAAGGAAGCACAGAUGAAGAAAUUAUACUCAAAGACUCCAAAAGCAAAGAAAUACUGCAUGCUGAUAAUGGAUUGACCAACUCAUCUCGUAAUACAAGGACUAGAUCCAGCAAGACAAUUAUUUUUCCUAACUUUUCUGACCCCCAAACUGAGUCUUUUUUAUUUUCUUCACCUGUUUCAAAAGUUACACGGAAGACAAGAGCUCAAAAAAUAGAAACCACUGUACAGUUGAAAGGCCUAGUUUCAGAUUUGUCCUCUCAGUUUGUCUUCUCACCCCCGACUUUGAGGACCACACGAAAACAGGCAUCUGAACUUUCACGGAUUGUAAAAGAACUGGAAUUACCAGUUGAAAGUGACCCCAAAUCAGUAGAAACCACGGAAAAGCAAAAAGUAAAACGAAUCAGGACAACAAAAACAAAAGCAAGCAAAACCACAGAAAAAGAAGGUUCUUGGUCGCCUCCUCCUGUGGAAAUUAAGCUGAUUUCUCCCUUGUCAACCCCAGUUGAAGCACCCAAAAGUAAACCAAGAAGGACUACAGAAACAACGGAAAAAACUCAUGGAAGGAACAGAAGGAAACUGUCUUCCUUUCCAAAGCAAGUUUUACGCAGGAAGAUGCUUUAAUUUUUUUUUUUUUCAAGUUUUUAAUGUAUACCCCCAGUUUGUAAAGUCAUCAGAAUUGUGUGGAUUCUUAAAAAUCAUCUAAUUUGGAAAAAAAUAAUUUAUAUAAAUUAUUGUAAAUUUUCAUAAAUAAAUGGUCUUCAAUAAGUAAAGUAACUCCAUAUGGAGUGUGAUUCCUUCAGUCACAUACAGUUUUUUCUAUUUUAUAUUAAGACUUCAUACAUUUAUAUAAUAUGUAAAUACAGCUUAUUAUUGGAAUGUUAAAUAAACUGUAUACUUCACAAUA
Molecule: messenger RNA, 7751 nt
Organism: Sarcophilus harrisii (Tasmanian devil)
Lineage: Eukaryota; Metazoa; Chordata; Mammalia; Dasyuromorphia; Dasyuridae
Gene: AHCTF1
Product: AT-hook containing transcription factor 1
Exons: 37
Coding region: 560-7468 (2302 amino acids)
Molecular function (GO): protein binding
Source: RefSeq, a predicted model, not a curated record